UCCUGGCCAUCGAGUCGAGCUGAUCGAGAAAAGACAAGGAAGAGACUGGGCCACAAUGCAGCUGAGAAUCUUUAUGAGGUAUUUGAUCCUCGCGACAACAUUAACCGUCACGCUUGCUACGUUUGGUAAAGAGCACGUGCAUAUUAGGAUCCACGUGCCAGAGAUAAUUCAACACGAGGAAAAGAAGAUAAUAAAAUACGAGGAUCACGGUGGACACGAUCAUGGAGGUGGAGGAGGAGGAGGUGGGGGAGGAGGUGGUGAUCAUACAAUAAUAAUCACAUCACCUGGAGGUGGCCAUGGAGGAGGAUUUGGAGGAGGACAUGGAGGCGGAUUUGGUGGAGGACAUGGAGGCGGAUUUGGUGGAGGACAUGGAGGCGGAUUUGGUGGAGGACAUGGAGGAGGUGGUUUUGGCGGGCAUACCAGUUUUGGAGGUGGCGGCCAUGGAGGUGGCCAUGGAGGUGGCGGUGGUUUUGGAGGUGGCCACGGGGAUGUUAUAAUAUCAAGUUCCGGAGGCGGUUACGGAGGUGGUGGAUAUGGAGGCGGCGGUGGUGGAUCAAUUAUCGAGCAUCAUGGUGGCGGAGGGGGAUUCGGUGGAGGCGGUGGCGGAGCAAUUAUCGAGCAUCAUGGUGGUGGAGGAGGAUACGGAGGAGGUGGUGGCGGAGCCAUAAUUGAGCAUCAUGGCGGUGGAGGAUUUGGGGGCGGAGGCGGUGGAUACGGAGGUGGAGGGGGACAUGGAGGUGGAGGAGGAAUCAUCGAACAUCACGGUGGCGGUGAAUACGGAGGUGGAGGCGGAGGUUCGAUGAUCAUCACGGCGGCGGAGGAUUUGGAGGCGGAGGUGGAUACGGAGGCGGUGGAGGAAUCAUCGAACACCAUGGUGGCGGAGGUUUUGGAGGUGGAGGCGGAGGAUACGGAGGCGGAGGAUUCGAUGACCACCACGGUGGUGGAGGUUUCGGUGGUGGUGGUGGUGGUGGUUUUGAUGAUCACCACGGUGGAGGAGGAUUUGGAGGUGGAGGUGGAGGCGGAUAUGGAAAUAGUGGCGGUGGAUUCGAUGCACACCAUGGCGGAGGUGGUUUUGGAGGUGGUGGAUUCGAUGAUCACCAUGAUGGCGGAGGGUUUGGAGGAGGCGGUGGAUUCGGAGGUGGUGGCUAUGGUGGUGGCGGUGGUGUCGAACACCAUGCUAUUAGCAACAGUAUAUCGUCAGGAUUCGGCAGCAGCGGACAUGGCGGCGGUGGUGGUGGUGGCGGCGGUUUCUCAGGCUACCAUAAGAAAAAAUAAGAACGAUCGAUGGAUUAAGAACUGUCGUAUUUCCGAUCGUAUUUGACCGACUUUUGAUAUCGAAACGAUCAAACGUUCCUUGUGCCGUGUUUUCAGCGCACGAUCACGUGAUUCUCGAUCGUCACAGCACUGCCAGUACAUAAUUGAACGCCGAUUCAAAACGAUCGUUCCGAUUUCCCCUCAUUCUCGACGACCGACUUGUUUUCCCUCUUGUCGAUAGACUUCGAGAGACUCCAUUUGUCAUUUUCACUUUCGUUUUUAGAUGCACGGAUUUCAUGUUAUCCUGUGAUGUUGCACGUAGCAGAGGAAAUGGAAAGUUUUAGAAAUUCGAUCCAGCAAAAUUAAUAUAGCCAUAGUAUCGACCAUGUCGAUUUAGCGCGCCAAGUGAAAUCGUAAUAAAAAGAAAAGACGGUUAAUUUUUUUAAUGUAAUAGAAGAAUUUU
Molecule: messenger RNA, 1717 nt
Organism: Apis florea (little honeybee)
Lineage: Eukaryota; Metazoa; Arthropoda; Insecta; Hymenoptera; Apidae
Source: RefSeq, a predicted model, not a curated record